This is a messenger RNA of Myodes glareolus (Bank vole), 2405 nucleotides long. Lineage: Eukaryota; Metazoa; Chordata; Mammalia; Rodentia; Cricetidae. The record is from RefSeq and is a predicted model, not a curated record.
CCUUCCGGGAGCCCAGUUGCAGGCUUGGCUUUGCGGAAGAGCUGCCGCCGUUUCUUUUCCGCUUGCUGUGCUGCUGCAGGGAGCUGUGAAGGGGCUAUGGGUGAGCUGGGAAGCCACGACAUGUAAAUUGACUUUUGAAAGUAAACCCUGAGAGCAUAAAGACUGUCCUCAUUCAACAAUGACUCAGUGUUUAAAAGUCUUGAAGACUUAUUUGACUGAUUUAACUUUCAAAGCCACUUGUCAGGAUACAGUAACCUACAGUGAUGUGCAUAUUGACUUCAGUCUGGAAGAGUGGGCUCUGCUGGAUCCUUCCCAGAAGAAUCUCUACAAAGAUGUGAUGCUGGAGACCUAUAUGAACCUCACUGCUAUAGGCUGCAAAUGGGAAGAUCAUAAUAUUGAAGAGUAUUGUCAAAGUUCUCGAAGAUAUGGAAGGCAUAAAAGAAGUCAUUCAGAACAACCUUCUGAAUAUACUCAGUGGGUUAAAGCCUUUCCAUAUCACAGUUAUCUUCAAAGACAUGAAAGAAUUCAUAGUGGUCAGAAGCUCUAUGAAGGUGUUCAAUAUGGUGAUGCCUUUGAAUGUCAUAAUAGUUUCCAAAUACAUAAAGGAAACCAUAGUACAGCAAAAUGCCAUGAAUGUGAUCAGUGUGGUAAAGCCUUUUCACGAUACAGUCGUCUUCAAAUACAUAAAAGAACACAUACUGGAGAGAAACCUUAUGAAUGUAUUCAAUGUGGAAAAGCCUUUUCACAACACAGUAAUCUUCAAAUACAUAAAAGAACACAUACUGGCGAGAAACCUUUUGAAUGUUCUCAAUGCGGUAAAGCCUUUUCACAACACAGUACUCUUCAAAUGCAUAAAAGAACACAUACUGGAGAGAAACCCUAUGAAUGUACUCAUUGUGGAAAAGCCUUUGCACGUCUUAGUAUUCUUCAAAUGCAUAAAAGAACACAUACUGGAGAAAAACCUUUUGACUGUAAUCAAUGUGGCAAAGUAUUUGCAGUACAAAGAAGUCUCCACAUGCAUAAACGAACACAUACUGGAGAGAAACCCUAUGAAUGUACUCAAUGUGGAAAAGCCUUUGCAGAACACAGUUAUCUUCAAAGACAUAAAAGAACACAUACUGGAGAGAAACCCUAUGAAUGUAAUCAAUGUGGAAAAGUCUUUGUAUAUCAAACUAGUCUCCGAAUGCAUAAACGAACACAUACUGGAGAGAAACCCUAUGAAUGUAAUCAAUGUGGAAAAGCUUUUUCCCAACACAGAUAUCUUCAAAUGCAUAAAAUAACACAUACUGGAGAAAAAUCUUAUUUAUGCACUCAAUGUGGAAAAGCCUUUGUACAUCAAAAUUCUCUUCAGAGGCAUGAAAAAACACAUACUGGAGUGAAACCCUAUGAAUGUAAUCAAUGUGGUAAAGCCUUUGUUUGUCAAAGUAAUUUUAGACUACAUAAAAGAGCACAUACUGGAGAGAAACCCUGUGAAUGUUCUCAAUGUGGUAAAGCUUUUGUAUGCCAAAGUCGUCUUCAAAAACAUAGAAGAACACAUACUGGAGAGAAACCCUAUGUAUGUAUUCGAUGUGGAAAAGCCUUUGCACAACAUGGUCAUCUUCAAAGGCAUGAAAGAAUACAUACUGAAGAGAAACUCUAUGAAUGUAAUUAUUGUGGAAAAGUUUUUUCGCAUCCCAGUGUUCUACAUAGGCAUAACAGAAUACAUACUGGAGGGAAGCCCUAUAAUUGUACUCAAUGUGGAAAAGCCUUUGCACAUCCUAGUGUUCUACAAAGACAUAAAAGAACUCAUACUGGAGAGAAACCCUAUAAAUGUGUUCAGUGUGGAAAAGCCUUUACAGAACAUAGUUAUCUUCAAAGGCAUAAAACAACACAUACUGGAGAGAAACCCUAUAAAUGUACUCAUUGUUCAAAAGGCUUUGCACGACACUGUUAUCUUCAAAGGCAUGAAAGAACACAUAAUGGAGAGAAACCCUAUGAAUGUAAUCAAUGUGGCAUAGCCUUUGUAUCUCAAAGCAGUUUCCGAAUACAUAAAAGGGCACAUACUGGAGAGAAACUCUUUGAGUGCCCUCAAUUUGGAAAUGCCUUUGUACACUGAAUUGUCUUCGUAGGUAUGAAUGAUCACAUACUAUAGAGAAACCCUAUGAAUGUACUCAAUGUGGGAAGACUUUUGUAUGUCAAAUCAGUCUCUGAGUACUCAAAGAACAUAUUCUGGAGAAAAAAUGUACACAUAUAAUGUGAUAAAGCUGUUACAUAUAUCAGUUAUCUUCAAAAUCAUAAAAGAUCAUACUACAAAGAAACCCUUUAAAUGUAGUCAGUGUAGUAAAGUUUUGCAAGUCAUGGUAGUGGUACAAGAAUAAAAUUUGUGUAAUUGGUCUGUUAAAGUCUUUGAACAUAUUAUACUUUGA